UCACUUUCCCUCCCCUUCAAAAUUGGAGGCCUCCCCUCUAAAAUUGGAGGGAUUUGGAUAAUAAAUGUUUUCAGAUAAUGUGAAAAUAUCAAUUAGUUUCUAUUUUUAAUUGUUUUUUAUUAUUUAUCUUAUUUCAUUAAGGAUAUAUUUGUCAUUUUAACAUUAUUUUUCCUCUCCUUUCAUUUUCUUACCAAACAAAAUUUACCAUUUUCUCUCUAUUCUCCUCCAACAAAAUCCAAAUAAGAUAAAGUUAUUUUACAUCACCUUCCCUCUCCUCCCUUUCCCUCUCCUCCCUUUCUUUCCGUUAAAAUCCCUCCACUCCCUUCUCCUCCAUUGAACCAAACACACCCUAAAUUAUAUCCAAGUUAGGGUUCAUAAUUUUUUUUAUAUAUGUUGUUUCUUCUUGCGUAUGUCCGUAACAAAUUUCUGUUUGACUGGAAAGUAAAAGUGCCGAUUCCCAAUUCGAUUUCGGUGUUUUGACUGCCAUUAUCAACACUUUAUGAUGUACCGAUCAGAUGUAAUCACUGAAGAAACGGAGAGAACAGCUUUCCGCAAAGCUGAGAAGAAAUACAAAAUAUAUUACGACAACACCAAAAAGAAAAAGAUACCGAGGCCUGUAGAGUUGUCAGAGGUUGUAGAUUUCAGGUCAAUUUUAGAGAAUCGAAAUGGCGAACUUCCAGAUGGAGUUUCCAAGCUAAACUGUGAUUUUGAUCGUCCUAUAUUCUGCUUGGAAAGUCGACCAGGUUAUGGUGGCUGUUCUAUUACAAAGGGUUUUUAUUUCAUUCCUGCUGCAUUAAGCGUGGAGGAGCAAUGCCAAUGGAUAAGGGAAAGUUUAUCAAGUUUUCCUCAACCCCCUAAUCGAACAAACCACAAUGCAAUUUAUGGACCCAUAGAGAAUUUAUUUGCUUCAGCUAAAGAAGCAAAGUUUUUAGUAUUGGAAGAUAAAAUCCGUGAUGAUUGUUGUUUGUAUAGUGAUGUUACUCAAGCAGAUGUGGGUCAACCCCAAUGGAAGUUUGUCGAGCAGCAACUGAGUGAAACACAUGGGAAAGAUGCAUGCAAGUCUGUGUCUGCUUCUGUUUUGCUCCGUAAGUUAAGAUGGAGUACCCUUGGCUUGCAAUUUGACUGGUCUAAGCCUUUGGGAUUUCUCGUGAAAAUGAAUGUUUUUGUGUUGCUGCAGAGGAGCUAUAACGUUUCUCUCCCUCACAUGGACAUACCUUAUGCACUAUGCCAAUUGGCCAAAAAGAUGGCUGGACCUGCUAUGCCUUAUGGUGUAGAAUUCCACCCAGAAGCUGCCAUAGUGAAUUAUUUUGGAUUAGGUGAUAUGCUUGGUGGGCACCUAGAUGACAUGGAAAAAGAUUGGAGUAAACCUAUUGUGAGCAUGAGUUUGGGUUGCAAAGCUAUUUUCCUCCUCGGCGGCAAAUCAAGGGAUGAUAAACCAAUUGCAAUGUUCCUCAGAAGUGGUGAUGUUGUACUAAUGGCUGGAGAAGCAAGGGAGUGUUUUCACGGUGUUCCUCGUAUUUUUACUGAUGCAGAAAAUGCCGAAAUAUCCAAUCUUGAAUCUCAGUUUGCUGCAGAAGACGAUCAACAUUACUUAAAGUACAUCAGGACUUCCAGAAUUAACAUUAAUAUCAGACAAGUUUUUUAAGCGCUUCUCUGUUAGAUAAAAUACAACUGCCUAGAAGCGGAAAUCUGCUAGAGCGUUUUAAAUUUAGAUUGUUCAAUUAACUCUACAUUUCUGGCGCUGCUAUAUCUUUUCAGUUUGAAAUUGGCUAGGCUAGUUUUUGUAUUUCUGUUUAAUGGUUUGACCUGAAUGAAUUUCGAAUUGGAUUGUACUAACCUUACAUUCUAUACGAUCUGCGUGUAAUUUGAAUAAAUUGUGCAAAAAGUGACAUUGAAUGGCAUCAUUCGAUAAUCAGGCUGUAUUGGAUAAUAAACUUUCGUUCA
Molecule: messenger RNA, 1944 nt
Organism: Striga asiatica
Lineage: Eukaryota; Viridiplantae; Streptophyta; Magnoliopsida; Lamiales; Orobanchaceae
Source: the annotation of a GenBank genome assembly